AUGGAGCACCAAACACCCUCUGUUUCCCCUGGAAAUUUCCGGAAACGCAAAGGUCUGAGCGCAGUCUCCCAGGACUGUUACUCAGUCCACCCAAGAAGGGCGCCCAAGAAGGGCAUCGCUCUCGCGCUACCGCUCACCAUCCGAUGUCUCACCUGGAACGUCGGCAACGCCAAGCCGGUCGCCGCAGAGCUCGCGCAUGCGCUGCCGGAUGGGCUCGAUGAGGACAUCAUCGUCGUCGGCACGCAGGAGAACUCCUACAAGGCGGGCAAGGGGGGGCGGAAGCGGGCGGUGGCGCAGGAGAAGCGGGCGGUGGCGCAGGAGUCGCCGGAGCCGACCGAGAAGGCGGGGUCCGCCUACUCCGCCUACGAGCCCGCCCCAACGCCCGGCUCGCCACACUCGUCGGUCGGCGACACCGAGGAAAGAGAAGAGGAGAGCGCUGCCGCCGUCGGCGGCGGCGGCAAGGGGCACGCAGAAUGGGAGGAGAUGCUGGCGCGGCGGCUUGGGCGGGGGUACGUGCCGGUGCGGCACGUGCGGCUGUGGGAGAUGCGCCUCUCCGUGUACGUCAAAGCCUCGCAGCGCGCCAACGUCACCAAAGUGCACGUGGCGAGCGCAGCGACGGGCGGGCCGGGAGGGAUGCUGGGCAACAAGGGCGGGCUCGUCGUGCGGCUGCGGCUCGGCGCCACCUCGCUCGCCUUCGUCUCUUGCCACCUCGCGGCCCACUCGCACAUGCUCUCACGGCGCAACCACAACUGCUCCGAGCUGCUCCGCGAGACGGCCUCGGCGCUGGGCCCGCGGCACCUGACGGCGGCGGCGCAGUUCGACCACGUCCUGCGGCUGGUGGAGCAGGGGGACUGGGGCGCGCUCCUCGGCGCGGACCAGCUGGCAGCCAGCCGCGCCGCCGGCGAGGCCUUCGUCGGCUUCGAGGAGGGGCCCAUCGCCUUCGCGCCAACCUUCAAGGUGGAGCGGUCGAGCGAGCUCGUCUACCAGCAGAAGCGCAUCCCCUCCUAUUGCGACCGCGUGCUCUGGAAGUCGGCCGCCGGACUGCGCGGCGCCGUGUCGCAGACGUCCCUCGCCGCGCUGCCGCGCGUCUCGACGUCCGACCACAAGCCCGUCGUCGCCACCUUCAGCCUGACCCCGAGCGAGGCGCUGCGCGGGACCAUGCAGGAGGUGCGCAGCGGCGGCAGCAGAGGCAGCAGAGGGUCGUCGCGCAAGUCGAGCCUCUUCGGCAACGUGAGCAGCUCCUUUGCGGCUGGGUCGGCGUCGUUCACCGGCUCGCGCGCGUACGCCUCUCUCGACGUCGUCCGCCCGACGCUACUCUAUUGCGCGGCGCACGAGCACGUCCUCAAGAAGGGCGAGGCCGCCGCCAGCACCGUCAAGCACGGGCAGGACUGCACGUGGCCAGACGACGAGGUGCCGCUGCUGCGGCUGCGCGGCGUGCGGACUGCGGCGCUGCCGCACACGACGCUGCUGCUCGCGGUGCUCGACAAGGACAACGUCAUCUUGGGCAAGGACGACCCGGUGGGGGUGGUGCAGGUGCCGCUGCGGCCCGUCGGCUGGAGCCAGGACAGCGAUCUGCCUCCCAGCUUCGAGGUCGAGUUCGACGAGCCGCUCGUGCAAGGCAUGGCGUCGACCGACCUCAAGUCGGGCCGCCCCCUCGGCCGGCUGCGCGGCACCCUCUCCAUCGCGACGACGGCGGAGGCCAUCGAGGAGGCUCUCGCGGAGGCGAGGGCGGACGGCGCCGGCGAGAAGGCGCGCACCGUCAAGCUGGGCGCCUCGGCCUUUGAGCGGCGCUGGCGGUGCUGCUGA
Emiliania huxleyi CCMP1516 is the source of this 1806-nucleotide messenger RNA. RefSeq lists its product as hypothetical. The record is from RefSeq and is a predicted model, not a curated record. The transcript has 9 exons. Gene Ontology annotation, molecular function: phosphatase activity. Lineage: Eukaryota; Haptophyta; Isochrysidales; Noelaerhabdaceae. The coding region runs from base 1 to 1806 and encodes 601 amino acids. Gene Ontology annotation, biological process: phosphatidylinositol dephosphorylation.